UAAAAUAAAUCCCGUCUAGUUUUAGCUAGCUAGCUAGGAAUGGGAGAGGUGUUAGCCAGCCACAUCAGAACUGUUGGAUCCCGAACGAUGGAGUUUGGAUUGCGUGCUUUUUGCCAAAGAUCAAUGCUUCCUACCGUACUGAUACGGUAAGUCUUGAUAACUGUGAUCAGAGCAAUGGGUGGGCCUCGUAGCCUGUGGCAAUUGAAGCUGCGAAGCUCUUGGUAGCUGCGUUCAGUCGGCCCGGACCCAUUGUAAUGUAAACCAUUCAACGAGCAAUUGGUGUCUCGUCGCAUUCCUAAUUUUGGUGCAGGAGUCGGGAGGUGGCGGGACCAGGUUCGGUUUCAGAGUUCUGGUUUCGGGCCUUGAUUCGGUUUGACAUCACAGGUCGCCCAAAUCGAUCUUUCACUUGACUUCCACACAGAGAUCGAUAGAAGCAAAGCAAAAGUGUAGCGACCAACCACAGCAAACCGACAAGAGCAACAGCCAACAGCAGCAGAACAAGAAACGAUACUGACACACCAUGGAUAUCUCAACUUCUAUAUUCGGGAUGAGUGCAUCUUCGAACGAAAACGAGAAAAGCAAAGAUGAUUGCGGCGAAGAAACAAGGAUACCCGACGCCAUUGAGUUUCUCAAUCAGAACCUCAACCAGAACCCCGAUGCCGACAGUGGUGGAGGAGAUUUGUUGAAUGCUUUGGCCAUCAUCUGCGAUGAUAACCAUGCCAGUCGAAUGAAUCACAUGCAAGGAAUCGACACUGCAGCAAUCUCGCAAGAUGCGUCGAGUCAUCAAAUGGCUCUGUUGUCCAACGACAUGCCACUCCUUGCUUCCGCCAAUAACAAGCGCCACCAUCCAGGACAGGCCUAUUAUCACCCUCGUGAUCAUUCGGACAGUCCAGCGACGACAAGCCAUGAGGAUUCGGUAGAUCAUCAUCAUCAUCAUCAUCAUCCUGCCGCUCUGGACGAUCAUUCCCACGAUGAGAAACCUCAGGGAAAGCGUCGCAGGAAAUCUCGCUGCACGCACCCGCGUCUGACAUGGGAAGAGCGCAUCCAACAGCUCCAAGACUACAAGGACGAACAUGGCGAUUUGCUCAUUCCGAUACGGUUCAAGGAAAACCCGUCGCUUGGAAAGUUCGUACACAAUACAAGGGAGCAGUACAAGCUAUUCCUCCGAAAUCAAAAGCAGGAGCAAGGAGGCUCCAAACCGACCAAACGGUGCAGCCUUACCCCGGAAAGGAUAGCACAGCUGGAGGCACUUGGCUUUGCCUGGUCCACAGAUCGCACCAAACACCAAAAGGAAGACUGGGAAGCAAGAUUGCAGCAGCUCAAGGACUACAAAGCGAAACACGGAGAUUGCUUGGUUCCACAUGGGUAUGCAGAAGACCCGAGUUUUGCAGAGUGGGUGCAUCGACAGCGUACCACCCACGCACACAUGUUGAAAGAACAGGCUGAUCAUUCACCUCAUCACAGCCACCACCCACCCAAUCCCCUCGUGGGGGAACGAAUGAUACAGUUGGAGGAACUAGGAUUUCAUUUUACGGUUCAUGCCGACAAAUGGAUGGAACAUUGGAAGGAAUUGAAAGCAUACAAGGCUAUGCACGGAGAUUGUCUUGUUCCAACUCAUUGUCCUGAGAACCCAAAGCUGGGAAGAUGGGUGCAUACUCAGCGUCAUCAACGACGAUUGCAAUUAAAGGGCAAGAAAUCUUGCAUGACAGACGAACGUGUCCAGCUCUUGGACUCGUUGGGCUUUAGCUGGGAUGUACGACACCUUAAUCAUCAUCACCACCACCAUGACCCCACCGAUUUCGUAGCCCCCAAUUUUGUUCCAUUUGAACCACAGCAGCAGGCAUAUUUGGAUCAAUCCAAUAUCCAGGGGCAUCAUCAACAGCACCAGCAAUCGACAAUGGCCGUGCACGGUAUGCCUCCUCCAGACCAGGAAUGUUUGCUUCAAAUGCAGCAAGGCAACAACCCCAACGCCAGUAAUGCCGACAUUUUUGGUCAUGGAAUGGCAAUGGUUUGAGAAUUGUGACAUCGACACACGCCACCAACACGCGCCUCUUGGGAAGAGAGAACAACUAACUUUGUAUGCAUGUGUACAAUAGCUGCAAAUAUAUAAGACUGAGUAGUAUAUCUGAGAUUCCUUUAUUCUUUACAUGUACUGGGCAUUGCUUUUCAAAUGCAAAUGCAAUUCUCUUUGUUUAACCAGUGGUUGGCCCCUAAUGCGGCCAUGUUCCUUUCAGUCAACUGUUGUUGAUUAAACACUGUUCAGCUCUGGGUAGUCUGCCACAACGUCUCUGAACGUCAAUGACUCCGAGCUAUCCUGGGGCGUCCAAAGAAUCUCAGCCCCUUGUAGGCAGUCGGAGACCUUGGCAUCCGAUGCAAUUUUUCGCAGAGCCUCUUCGAUGUCCCUCAUGUUGCGGAUUGCUGGCACCUUGGUUUUGUCUCCAUCAAUGGCCAAACAAAGUGUUACCACUGCCAUGGUUGCCUUGCUGCCGUCUGCUGCGCCAAAGCUUUGGACGCGACUGUUGCUGGCAUAGUCCACACCUCCAAACUUGCUAAUGGUCUCCUGUUCAAACUUACCUCGCUCUUCGACAGAAAGGCUGUUGAAGGCUCUCUGGGCUUUGUCGCGGUUGCGGUAGUGCUGGUAGUCCGUAGCGCCAGCAACCACCGAUGCUUUUCUCCUAAGCAGUUCGACCGCAAUCUGGCUGGAUAGGUUUUGGAUACCAACUCUGCUAUCGGUUUUGGCCGUAUCUGCUAAGCGUUCAAGGACCUUCAAAAUGGAAUUGGGAUCGUCCCGGUCGGCCACAGAGAUGGCCACGCUGAGCUUGAGGACACUGGUUCCGCCGCCCAAGACGCUGUCCGUCUCUCGUUCUUCAAAGAAUGAUGCCCCACGCGAGAAAGUAUUGCCAAUGGCGUUGCUCACAGUAAGGGCCAUUCCACCCAACACCAAGAGUGGAAGGAUUCCCGGACCUCGACUAUAAGAGAUGACUCCGGGAGCUCCGUAGCGGUAGGGGCUGUAGAAGGGUGAAAUGGGCGCCACAAAUGGCAUGGGAGCGAUUACAGUUGGUCUCGAGUAGUAUCCCCCCGAGUAGUAUCCCCUUGAAGCACUGGGUGCCGGGCGAGACAUUGCAGGGCGAGACGAAAACGAGGCUCCGCCAAUGCGGCCUCCCGUCAUGGCAGCGUCAGAUGACAUGGGUGCCAUGGACAAGGCAGUGACCAAGGCAGCAGUUGCCACAGCUGCAUUACGCUGAUUGGAGUCUUGGAAAAAGUUGAAAAGCGCGGGAGUGGGAUCCGUGCUCUUUCCUUUCUCGUUCUGAUUUUGGCUGUCGUCAUGGUCUGGUUGGACGGUGUCCCAAAGGGGUGCAGCCAAUGGUUGCUUCAUAGAACCAUGCAAUCCAGCCCUGGUGUCGACAGUAAGGGGAGCCCGAGGUGUGAAGGCAUGCAAGGGUGUACCGGCCAUCAAGGCCAAGGCAACAGCGAUGGACGGGUUCGAUGAUAACUUCAUGUUGCUUCUUGAUAUUUGAUUUCUUGUUUUCUGUGUGUCUGUUCUCUUUUCGCAGAAGCAAAUUUAUGAAACGUCAAAAGUCAUGUAAUAUCACAGCAAUGAUGAUGCGCUGGC
This is a messenger RNA of Seminavis robusta, 3613 nucleotides long. The record is from the annotation of a GenBank genome assembly. NCBI's taxonomy places the organism in Eukaryota, Bacillariophyta, Bacillariophyceae, Naviculales, Naviculaceae.